Molecule: messenger RNA, 2024 nt
Organism: Caenorhabditis sp. 36 PRJEB53466
Lineage: Eukaryota; Metazoa; Nematoda; Chromadorea; Rhabditida; Rhabditidae
Source: the annotation of a GenBank genome assembly
AUGGGAUUCAGAGCGAUCAAAAGCUUAACUGACCCAUUCCUGCAACUUCACGAAUGGGACAAUGGAGCGGAGCGGAUUGUUCACACAACUACAAUGCAGAUUCUGCUCUUCUUCUGCUUUAUGCUCUCGUCGAAUCUACUGUUCGGUCAGCCGAUAACCUGUCUGAUGAUGCCAGAAACGCCCGAUUCGUCGGCUAAUUACUUCCACGAUUUUUGCUUUUAUCAGGACAAAUUGCGCAUUCCGAAUCAAGGGUAAUUUGAAUAAUUUUCAGUGAAAAGACGGGUUUUCUCUCUGGCAAUUCGAUAUUAAUCUAAUUAGAAAGUUACUGAUCUAAACGCGACCUAAUUAGAUUCGACUGUUUUUUCUUGGCGCAAUCGAGAUUUGAGCCAGCAGACGGUUGGCGUGAAACUUGAUUUGAGCACACAUCAAUCUAAUUAGAAUAUUUAUUAAUCUAACUAGACAAUUUAUUAAUCUAAUUAGGUGUCAUAUCAAUCUUAUUAGGCCGCCGUAUAACUCGAGUAGACUGCGAUUAGAUUAAUAACGAAAUGCCAGAGUCUGUCAUUUCAGAGUCGUCAAGCGAACUGCAAAUCAGGGCAUGAUGUCUGUCAAUCAAAACGCGAAAGAAGAAGUCGCCGUCACUUAUUAUCAGGUUAGGAAGUGAAUAGAAGUUUUGGAGCACAGAAUGUUUUCAGUGGACUCCUUUCAUUAUCCUUCUGCAAGUGGCGAUGUGCCUUCUGCCGGCCGUCAUCUGGAAGUUCUUCGGUCUUUAUUUCUUCUACGGCAAAGAUUUCUCGAACAUAGUGCACGGCCUUGUUUCGAAGGAAGAUGACGAAAAGAUCGGAUUGAAAAGUGAAGACUACGACGUGGAUGCAGUGAAAACGCGACGUUGGCUGCAGCUCAAGAAAAGAGAACGUUUCGGAACGUUCACUACAAUGACGAUUUACGUGUCGACGAAAUGGCUCACAUUUAUUUCGCUACUUUUCCAGUUUUACAUGAUGGCAAGAAUUUACGCCUCCGGAGAGCUCCUUUGGGGUGUCCACGUGAGUUCCUUUGAAUUAUGUGUUAUUGAUCUGAGCUUUCAGAUUUCCUACGAUUUGCUAAACGGCGUCUACAAAAAUAUAUUCAGCGGAGUUUUCCCUCAAAUUGUUGGAUGCAAAACUCAUCGAGCGGUGAGAUAACCAUAACAUUUAGACGACGAAAAGGCUGUUUUAAGCAAAUGGGAGGAGUUGUCAACGAAUUCAUAAUGCGCUGCAUUCUGCCGCAGAACUUCAUCAAUUCGAAAGCAUUUCUUUUUCUGUACUGGUGGUACAUUCUCGCGAUGCUCGUCAGCUUGUUCUCCGCCGUCCAGUUCACAGUCAUGCUCUUCGUCCCACGAUAUCAGCGCUAUUCGACUAAGUCGCUGCUCCCGGUAAGGCAUAGAAACGGUUCCAUUCUUGAUUUAUCUGUUUAGACUCAGGAGUUCUUUUUCGGACAAGCGGGAAGUGAGCAGCGCAAUGUGAUUCCCGGAGACAGCGACCCCUACGAGUUCUUCAUAGAUUCUCUCGGGUAUUGUCUUGCCGUGGGCUUCCUUUGUUAAGAAUCAAGUUUUUAGUAACGACGGAUACCUGCUCCUUCAGUGCAGCAGCGUGCCGCUCAGCGUCGUGGCUAUGCGCUGUUUCUCCAGUUCACUCUACCGAAUAAUAGUCCUGAAAAGCGACGAAUAUGAAGGCGGCGUGGUGAAACUGAAGAAACCUGUGAAGUCUCCCGUGGAUUACAUCGAGUUCGAUGGCGGAGGUGAUCGACUUCGUGCAGGAAAGUAAGUGGAGAAAAUUGUAAAUUAAAGUGAAUGAAAAGUUUAAGAUGCGAAAAAAAUAAGCAAAAGUUCAUUGACAACGAUUUAGCGCCACUCAUCGAUCACGCUAUGGUAGGAUACGGUCUAAGAGCAUAUUUUCAUAAGCUUUGAGUUUCAGCCGUCUACAAGUUCCGAGUCCAACAAGAAUCGCUACUCCCCGGCGCCGGGAAAGUGCCACGUUGACAGCGAAUGA